UGUCCAUAAGUACGUGGAUAUCUUGAACAUUUACAAAUACUUUCUCUGAUAAAUUGUACAAAAAAAAGAUAAAUUUGUUAUUCUACGACAAUUGUUAUUGUAUACUUUGAUGUAAACAGAAAUUAUUGAUAAAAGUUUCAGAUCAUUUAUCAAAUAUCCUGUUUGUAUGUGUGUUGACUUGCGUAGUUUAUUCAGGAAGGUGGAACAGGCAUUCGUGCAUAUGACAUGGCGCAGGUUAUAGCAGUUUUAUCCACUAUUCCAAAGUUAUCACAUCAUCUUCGUACUCGUCUUCCAAAUCUAACUAUCUACGAUGUUUUGUCAGAUUGUGUUCAUUUAGAAAAAGACAAUACGUUAUCAAAACUCAACAAGGCAGAAAUAUUGGUGAGCGAUUGCGAUUUAUUAAUAUCAUAUUUGGGAAAAUUACCAAAACUUCAAUGGGUACAAUCAACGUGGGCAGGAUUGGAUAAAUUAAUUCCAUUUAUUCAAGAAAAACCAUUGAAUUUUAUUCUUUCGCGCUUUACUGAUCAAAGUUUUGGUUUAGCUAUGUCAGAAUAUGUAAUAGCGCAAAUUGUGAACUUUGAACGAGAUCAAAAACAGCAAUAUGAAAAUCAAAAAAAGGCAGAUUGGAAAAGAGAUGACAAAAUACAUGAUCAUAGAUUAAUUCGUGAUUUAAAUAUAGGCAUUUUAGGAUUGGGAAAUAUCGGAAAAUUUAUUGCGCAAAAUUUAAAAAUAUUUGGGGCCACGGUUUGGGGAAUGACACGCACUCCUUUAAACGAACAUUUAAACUACAUAGACGAACAUAGAACAACAGAUCUAUUACCUGAUAUAUUAAAAAACUGUGAUUACAUUAUAAACGUAUUACCUACUACUAAAAAUACAAUUGGACUUUUAAAUGGGAAUAUUCUGGAACAUUGUAAGGAUCGCAAGGCCGUAUUUAUUAAUAUCGGUCGUGGAACGAUUAUUGAUGAAGCAGAUCUUAUAAAUGCUUUGGAACGCAAAUGGAUACACGCUGCAAUUUUAGAUGUUUUUCAAGAAGAACCAUUACCAAAAAGCAGUAAAUUAUGGCAUUUAUCAAAUGUAACUAUUUCACCACAUAUUUCCGGUGUGACACGUCCACAAGAUGUUGCUAGACUGUUUGCAGAAAACUAUACAAAAUACAAAAAUGGUGAACCUAUACCGAAUAGUUUUAAUUAUAAAACGGGUUAUUAAUUAUUUUCAAUUAAUUGUCAUACAUAUUUGUAAUAAAAUAAACUCCUAUUGUGGAUAAAAAUAAUUAUCAUUGGCAAAAUAAGUAAACAUGGCAAUGACCAAAAUAUUUCUUAUAUCAUUGAUCAUGUUUGUUAAUAAUAUUUCUGUAA
Molecule: messenger RNA, 1358 nt
Organism: Polistes canadensis
Lineage: Eukaryota; Metazoa; Arthropoda; Insecta; Hymenoptera; Vespidae
Product: glyoxylate/hydroxypyruvate reductase A-like
Exons: 4
Coding region: 226-1209 (327 amino acids)
Molecular function (GO): NAD binding
Source: RefSeq, a predicted model, not a curated record